UGGCCGGAGCCCGGGCAGAGCGUUCUAGCAGUGUCACUGCGUGGGUUGGCGUGUUGUUCAUAGUACACCUGCUGCCAGUCCUGUCCGUCCCAGGAGUACCUGCUGCCCUCACCGUCGAGCUGCCAUGGAGGUGCAGAAGGAGGCUCAACGCAUCAUGACCCUGUCGGUGUGGAAGAUGUACCAUUCACGCAUGCAGCGUGGUGGCCUGCGCCUUCAUCGGAGUCUGCAGCUGUCGCUGGUCAUGCGCAGCGCCCGGGAGCUCUACCUCUCGGCCAAGGUGGAAGCCCAGGAGCCCGAGGUGUCCUCGCCUCCUGCCAAGUCCCCGGACCCCCGCCUGCACCCGCCGCGGGAGGUGGAAACCCCUGCCGAAGUAGCGCCCCCCGACGGAGAGCAGCCUUCCCCGGAGCCCAUGGACACGCAGGAGGAGGCAUCGGGAGCCCAGGAGACCUCUGCCCGCGGUGCCCGGCCUCUCGCCAAAGUAAGCCGCAAGCGGCGGAGCAGCAGCCUAAGCGACGGCGGAGACUCCGGUUUGGUCCCGAGUAAGAAAGCCCGUCUGGAAGAAGAGGAGGAAGAGGGCGCGUCGUCGGAGGUUCCUGCCCGCCUCCUACCCGCUCCCGCACAAGCCGAGGGCGCCUUCCCCAACCUGGCCCGCGUGCUACAGAGGCGCUUCUCCGGCCUGCUGAACUGCAGCCCCGCCGCGCCCCCGACGGCGCCCCCAGCGUGCGAGGCCCCGCCGGCCUGCCGCCCCGCGGACAGCAUGCUGAACGUGCUCGUGCGGGCCGUGGUGGCCUUUUGAGGACCCCAGCGGCGCUACCGGAGCCCAGAGCGCGCGCCGAACCGUCGGCUCGAGUGCGCAGACCCUUGGCGACGUCCCCCUGGGGAUCGCCGGCGGGAACCGUGGAGAAGAGCCGCCGCCCGGGCUGCUGAGAGGCUCGGAAGGGACUCUGCCCCGGGGGAGCCGUCGCCCUCGUGAGCUGCGGCGGCUCCAAGGAGCCGGCGGCGCGGGCGCCUUCUGCCGCGACCUGCGGCGCCCACAGGUGCUUUCUCUCUGGACAGAGACGCGGACCUGCCCCUCCGGCUGGAGCAGGGAGUCUCCUCAGGUCGGACUUCACUUUUCACGGGGCCGCGCUGCCCUCCGGGGUUUCCAGCAGCCGGUGUGCGCGCCGCCAAGCGCAGAGGACCCCGGCACUCCCUGACCCCCUCCACGACAUACUUGUGCAAGCGGUCAUCGUUGCGUCACGGGGCAGGCGUGGGGAGCUUCCUGCUGCUGCGUGGGCUGUGGGUCCGCCUUGGGGCGCGGGAGGAGCGCGGCCUGAGUCACUCGCCCCCGCGUGCUGCUGCUGCGGAGCGCCUCGCAGCCGAACUCUUUGGAUUGAAAAUUUUUCUCUUCUGGUGCGUUAGGAGGUGGCGAGUGUGGUCCCAGUCCCAAACGUGACCCACGGACACCAUCCCCCCAGAGCGAAUGCCGGGUCUGAACCUCGGAAGCGGAGUGGGGGAGGCGGCGUCCAAAGUGCGCUCCUGCUGAGCCGGGAGCCGCCGCUGGCCGGACUGGGCCCGCCGGGGGAGGGCGGGAACUCUCCAGGGCUUUUGUAGGGUGUUUACCUUUCCUGUGACGAAUUCUGAAUUCCCCAUCCACCUGGCGUUUUGAUAGAAAUGUCAGGGAAUAAAGACAAUUUGAGUAAA
Marmota flaviventris (yellow-bellied marmot) is the source of this 1683-nucleotide messenger RNA. It is a transcript of the gene Ier2, whose product is annotated as immediate early response 2. The record is from RefSeq and is a predicted model, not a curated record. Lineage: Eukaryota; Metazoa; Chordata; Mammalia; Rodentia; Sciuridae.